CCAAAAGACAACCGAUAGAGGUCCGUAAUGGGCACCCAGUAUGUUUGUAAACUGGGUUUUUCUAUAAUUUUGUGAAAAUACUGAAAUCGACCGUAAAAAUACUUGUAAAGAAUCGUUUUUCUUUUUCGCGUGCUUUAUUUUGGUCAAUAACAGUAUAUUUUUUUAAUGUGACCUGUGUACAUUUCAGUUUUUUUGAUUGACAAUAGGGGUUAGGUUACCCUUGCGGCCUUAUUGAAACCGUAAGAUAUGAGUGUGCUCAUCAGAACUAAGUUUCCAACAUGUAAGAAGUAUGGUUUUACAUGUCUCCCGUAACAAAAAACAGAUUAUUUUAUUUCCAAUGCUCUAUCAACUAUACGAAACAAAAAUGUGGCAAGCUGAAUGUUUAUAUUGAGUUUUCACAAAGAUGCAAAGCCUGGAGGGAGCAUGUGAGGAGGGUGAACAUACUAUAAAGAAAAUUAAGACUAGUCGGUCCUCCUUGCCUCUGCUUCACCACCAGGAAACAUCAGAAACUGUAGAAAAUUGCACCACACCACAGAAUUUCUGUAUAUUCACAAAAUUCCUUGAAUUACAUAGGGAAGAAUGUGCUAAAGACAACUGUGAGACUAGGACAGGCUUGAAGAAAAAUUCACACAUUUUAGAAAAACUUGUAGCGAGAGAAAGACUGAAUACAUUGAUUCUAAACCUGUAUCCUGGAAAUAAAGGCUAUUCCCUGGCUUUCAGAACCACUUCUCGAAGUAAUCAACUUUUGGAUGAUACUGCCAACAUGAUUGAAACUAAACAGUGGCCUUAUGAAGAGGACGAACUUCUUAGAUACAUAGAUAAUGAAGAACUUCCCCCUUACCUCAUUGAAGUGUUGGAGACGCACUACAGUUUUCUCUUUUAUAAUGGUUGCAUUAUAGCUGAAGUCAGGGACUACCGUCAAUCCUAUCCAGAUUCCAAGUGUGAUAUUCACCAUGUUUUACUCAGGCCUACACUCAAGAGUCUUCUUGCUGACAUCAACAAUCUGGUUGACGAAAAGGUAGAUAUGGGAACCGAGGAGCGGCAGCAAUUAGAAAGCCAAAUAUUAUUAGCAAACAAACCCACUCUAUGCCUAGAUCCGGAUAAUUCGAUCAGUACGAUGCAGUCGCGGAUAAACCACAAUCGGCAGAUGUGGAACAGCCACAGAUUUCGUAGGGCGGCGCGGAAAUUCUCCCAAGUAACCGUGAACCGAAAACGAAAACUCGACCAGUUCACGCACAGGCCCGGCUUAGAGUUAUACGACUUUUUGAGUAGAGCAAAGACGAAACCAAAGACUGGACAUUCACUCGGUGUCAACAAUAAAACGAAAAAGACUCAAGACGAGAUCAAACCUAUUCCCGUACCGAACUUGGACCCUCCACCGAUCGGUCCUCCUUCGCAAGGCGUGUUCAUCAACGAGUUCAAGACCUACCAGCGGCCCAAAGAGACCAGCGACUGCCUGCCGCAGCUGAUCGAAGAGUACGUCCUCGAAACGAACAUGCCCUCGAAGGAGAAGGGCAAGCAGAGGGUCUACCAUAUCAAGUUGUCCAUUCUGCAAAGGCCGUCGAACUCGGAAUAUUUAGGGGAGCUUUACUUAGAUAGGGACCACAAGAAGAACGAAAGGAACGGGGUAGCGUGUAGGUUUUCACUAGGAUCUCGGGCGAACGCAAAUAGGUACAUCCACCAGUUCACGGAGAUUUUCACCGAAAGCGGGCGGAAAUCGGUCAGGAUAUGGUACGGAUUGAGUCCGGGGUACAAGGAGAGGGUCGCCAUGGCGCAAGCGCAAGCGCAGAUACAAGCUCAGAAUGCCGCUCAAACCAACUUGGCCCAGCAGCACUUGACGCAGUUGAGCCAGACGUUGCAGAACCAAUCGUGUGUGACGUCGCCGUUGGUUAAUGGGACUGUGGGUUCCCGGAUUAGUUUAGUGCAACAAAAUCAAAGUAUUCAAAAUACCUCAAGCGUACCGAUCUUGCAGAGCCAUCUGCAGGGAAGUACGCAAGUAAAAUCGACAUCACAAAUUUCUAAUCAAGAACUAGAAAUUAACGCUUUAGCCACCAAGUUAAUGAAUAUGGGCCAGCAGUUUCAAGCGGCAGCCAACGCUAAGCAACAACAACAGCAGCAGCAGCAGCAACAGAAGCUAACGUCAAACCGAAGCAAUACCGCUAUCAUCAACCUCCUCAAUAGCUCCCCAGCUAGCAAUAUAAACAGUGACGCCAGUGCAGCAGUGGUGAACGCAAUAAACAACACUUCAUUGUUACCGCAACAAGUUCAGACUAUAAACCAAAAACUUCUAGCUCGUAAAAUGACUCUCUCAAACGUUGCAAACGCGCGAGUGUUAAACCAUAGCAAUCUAAUAGCCGUCAAUAACAAUCGAAUGAACAUUUCCGAACUGAAUUCGCAAUUGUCGCAACAACAGGGCCAAACGAUAACAUUGACUUCAGUGAACAGUGGCGGCAGUUACACAAACUACACAACAGUUCCCGUCAAACAGCAAGUCGUCAACCAGCAGAUCAUCGCCAACAGCACCAGCGACACCAGCAAGUCGGCGCUGUCGGCGCUCCUGGUGGGCACGCCCGCCGCCGACCGUCCCGACAUCGUCGGCCCCAACACGAACUCCCUCCUCCUGGAGAAGCUGGCGGGCUCGUCGGGCACGAGUACCUCCAGCACGCAGAACUCCACCCACUUCAUCCAGAGCCUCAAGUCCGGCCUGCAGUACAUGGUGCAGUCGCCGCCCAAGGCCAACACGGUGGUGUCGCCGCUGUCGAGUCCGCCGCCGCAGAGCACGAACACGAUCAACUUCGCCCAGCUCCAGAGCCUGUCGGGGCUGCAGAACGUGCAAGUGCAGCUGCCGGGGUUCGCGCAGCCGAUCUCGCUGUCCUUGAACGUUUCGUCCACGGGGAACAUCCAGGGACACCCGACGAGCUUGCUGGUCUCGCUGCCGGUGAGCACGUCGACGACGUCGGCGAACACGAUCACGCAGACGGCGGGCAGUAUGGGGAGCGGGGUGAACUCGAUCGGGGUCGGGACCCCGACGGUGGUGCUGGCGAACGCAGGCAGUUCCAACAUAGCCCAAUUAGUCACGUCGGGAGUGAAGGGCUUAGCCCAACAGGGUAUCCGGGCUCAGGGCGCCACGUCGGUGUCGUUAUCUCAGGGCGGCCAAUCGUAUCAACUAGUGACCCCUUUACAGAGGCCAAGGAUGCAACAAAAUAUCCAAAGAACACCAAUAACCCUCAAGAUGGCAACCCAGAACUCAAAUGCAGCAGUAACGCUGCCGUCAAACGCUUCACUAACAAGUCAACUACAAAAGCAAGCUCAGUUUCAACAGUAUCAGCAACUCUGUCUGAACCAGCAGCAGAAGAACCUGCCGAACGUCGCGGGAAAAAUUAGGAGAAGAUCCAAUACUUCUGAUCCACAGUAAUGUUCUAUUUCUCUGUACAUUAUUUUAUCGAACUAGUCUUUCCUGUUAA
Zophobas morio is the source of this 3464-nucleotide messenger RNA. RefSeq names its product transcription factor SPT20 homolog (gene Spt20). The record is from RefSeq and is a predicted model, not a curated record. Gene Ontology annotation, biological process: regulation of transcription by RNA polymerase II. The transcript is spliced from 10 exons. The coding region runs from base 404 to 3415 and encodes 1003 amino acids. Gene Ontology annotation, cellular component: SAGA complex. Lineage: Eukaryota; Metazoa; Arthropoda; Insecta; Coleoptera; Tenebrionidae. Gene Ontology annotation, molecular function: transcription coregulator activity.